This is a messenger RNA of Marchantia polymorpha subsp. ruderalis, 4236 nucleotides long. Lineage: Eukaryota; Viridiplantae; Streptophyta; Marchantiopsida; Marchantiales; Marchantiaceae. The record is from the annotation of a GenBank genome assembly.
CGGCGUCACUACCAUCCAUGCUCACUCCUCCCAAUAAUGCGUUCUUUCCUCCUACAGGGAAAUGCGAGACUUAUGCGGCAAGUUGAAGAACUUCUCCGGCGCUAGGCAGGCAGAAGAUGAAGCCUGUUGAGCUGUAGUGUAUGUAUAUGAGAGUACAAUAGUGCUGCUUUUCUGUGUCUCUUCGCCCGAGGAUGUCCUCUUGAUUUUCCCGAUCCGAUUGCAUCAUUGCAACUCAUAAAGCAGCAGUCCGACCGGGGCUUGCCUGGCCUAGCAUUUUCCUUCCAACCUUAUAGCAGCAACAUCCUCUCAUCUCUGGCGCCUUCUUCCGCAUAUCACCUCACUACCGCAGAGCGGAGAUUUUUGCCUUGGGACGGAGAUGGGGGGAAUAUUGGAAGAGGAAAAAUUACAUAUGUACAUUUGGCGAGGGUUUGGACGCUGAGUUGUCCGUCAUUUCUCGGAGCCUUGUAGCCGCGCCUUUGGUGUGCGUGUCGGUCUCAUCCUUCGGGGGCACUUUCCUGAGAUAGGGAGACGGGGGAGGAACUUUUGUAUGGAGUUUUGUCCGAAGCAGCGCCAAUAUUGUCUUGUACGUCGAUCGCCUCGUCUAACAGCUUGAUGGCUGCGGCAGUGAUUGCUCUGUGACUGUCUAUCUUUUGGGGCUGUCUUACAGCGUUCGAUGAGUUUGUAUCAUGGUGCUUGGCACGGAGGAGAAGCAAAUCGUAUCCCUGGAAUGCUCGUUUGGAAUUCUGGGAUAUGGGUACGAGUUGACCACGGAAAGCUCUAAGUGAGGUUUGUGGGCGAAAAGCUUGAAUGAGAGAAGAGCAGAAGGAGAAAGAAGUUGGAGAGCAAUUUGUCUAAAUCCGGAUCGCCGAACCCUGUGCAUGACUUCUUGAUCUUCUGCAGGUCGACGUGAGCAUCUUGGUGAGGUGUGAACUUCUCGGUGCAUGAGCUGUGAGUUCUGAAAUGGCGUUAGCGCUGCGGAUUCAAGUGCCUCUAGCAGUAUCCCGUCGGUAUCCUCUUGGUGAAGGAGUGGUCUUUCCCCGCUCUACUCGCCUCUCCAAUUGGCGAUGCAAAACUCUCCGCGCCAUUCGUUGCAGCACUGCGGAUGCCGGUGAAAGUUCGGAUCAAGUUGGUGUUCCUGAUAAGACUUCAAAGCCCAAACAGGCUCAAAUUGUGGUGCGAGUGGAAAGUGUAAAUGGGGAGGAUUACGCCGGAUGGACACCUCUUGAUAAUGAGAACAAAAGCAACAGACUGACAGGACUGUUACAGAUUGGGGCUGGCCUUUUAUUGGCUGUCGGAUUUGCUGUGGUAACGUACACUGCCUAUGCUAGAAAAGGAAAUAAGCACGCGGUCGUCUAUUCUGUAACCACCCACCAAGAGCAAAAGACACAACUAUCCUCAACAACCAGUAAUGAUUCUGAGGAUGUUGACAAAGCCUCGAAAUUUACCACGUCUAGUCCGCCUUCAUCAGAUGAAAGCAUGACGGAAGUCCAGGGAGAAAAUCCACAACCUGUCGUAGACAGUGAGUCUGACCUGCACCAGAAGAAGACUUCUCCAGCGGCGCAAGCGACUCCAGGGAGCAUAGUUGUGCCUGCGACUGUUGACCAUGAGCAAGAACAAGCUUUGGCAGCUCUUCAGGCCCUGAAGGUGAUCGAACAAGGUGUGGAGGUAGGAGGAUUGUGUACAAGAAGGGAAUAUGCCCGAUGGCUUAUAGCAAGUACGAGUACCCUCGCCAGGAGUCCAGCACACAAAGUUUUUCCGGCCAUGUACAUAGAGAAUUCGUCGGAGCUGGCAUUCAACGAUGUGUCACCGGACGAUCCCGAUUUCCCAUUUAUUCAGGGUCUAGCUGAAGCAGGUCUUAUAUCCAGCAAUCUUUCCCGACAUGAUGGCAACGAGGAAACCCGUUCAACUGACGGUGCUGUUUUUCUCCCUGACAGUCCAGUUUCAAGACAAGAUCUGGUCAGCUGGAAGCUGGCUCUUGAGAAAAACAACCUCGGAUCCAUUGAUAAGCAGAUACUCAAGGCCCAAUCAGGUUUCAUCGACAUCGAGCGAAUCAGCGAAGAUGCGUUGCCUUUCCUAGCAGCAGACUUAGCUGCCGGAGAAAGAAGCAUUGCAGCCACUGCAUUUGGUUUUACUCGAAGAUUUCAACCAGAUAAACCCGUCACUAGGGGCCAGGCUGCUAUUGCGCUGGUGACCGGAGAAGCAGCAGAUGCGGUGGCAGAAGAAAUAACGAGGUUGGAAGCGGAACAAAUGGCCGAGGCUGCUGUAGUUGCAGAGUUCGCGCUAGAGGCUCGAGCACAAAAGCAGGUUGAGGAAUAUUUCAACACAGAAUUGAAGUUAGAAAAGGAAACGAGAUUAUCCGCUAUUAGACAGUUAGAGGAAGUGAGAGAUGAGUUGGAGAAAAUGAUGCAAGAGAGAGAAGAUGAGCAUAAGGCACUUGAGAAAAUGAAGAAUGCAAUGGAAGCUGAAAGGGCGUUGCUUAUGAAGUUCCGAGAAGAUGCAGAAGAGCAGCUCCAGACUUUAACCGCAUACCGAGUGGAAGUUGGAAUCGAGAAAGACAGGUUCGAAAAUCUCCGGAGAGAGGCAGAGGAGGAGGAGAGAACACUCCAUGAGCUAAAAACCGAAGUAGAGGUCGAGAAGAAAGCUCUUACAUUAGCCAGAGCGUGGGCGGAAGAGGAAGCGAAAGCAGCUAGAGCACACGCCAAAGUACUAGAGGAGGCUAGAAAACGCUGGGAGGGCCAAGGAAUUCAGGUACAUGUAGAUAAAGAACUUGAUGAGGAAAAUAUUCCGGCUUUGCCUUGGCAGUACAGUGGUCCUAAGUCCUCGCUGAACAAAUUUUUGCAACGAGCACCCGUUCAGGAUUUUCUGGCAAGGGCUGGUGAUCUGAAGUCUAGAGUCCUUGAGAGGUUUUUCCAGUUGUUAGAAGCAAUUGGCCGGGCUUUUUCGAGUGCCCAGCGAGAGACAGCUGAGUCACUUCGGGGUGUGAGGACGAAAGUACAUGCAGUACAGCAAGAGACUGUCGCUGUCGUCUCUAAAACCGCACAGGACAUGCAAGAAGCGACAAAGAACACAUUCGGCGGUUUAAGUACGUCCAUAUCUGAAAAUACAAAGAAGAUUGCUGAUGGAUGCCGGGGAGAAGCUCAAAAACUAGCACAGAAGUUCAAGAGUUGAUCGGAGCAUCAAGCACCUAUCGUAUCAUCUGGGAUAUGCAUGGUGUUACUCGACCGUCAUUCAUAUUACAGGAAGUAUGGAGGGUGCCCAAUCAGCAGUGUAAUGCUGCGGAUUAGAAGGGCCCAUUACUGCUGGAGUAGUACAGUUGAAGCAUCCUUUUCCAGGACAGUUCGAAUGUGCCCUGCGUAUGGAGCUUAGGCGAGAUGAAGGCUGAUACAUUGGUUAAAACAUGGAGUAGGUUCUUUGUAGCAUGAUAUCGUUGGUGCUUGCAGAGUCGGGAAAAGUGAGGCGGGCAUUCACACCUUUUUCUGUCUAUCAGGUCAGUGUGUGGCUGCUCGGGACAGAGUGUCGUAAUUACAGAGCCACUAUUGUCGGGGAAUAGUCCCACCCGUCGUCAUUACAUUUGGCUAUUGUAACCUAGCAUUGAGGCAGGCAGGUCCACAAGUUUUUUCAGAUAUUUGCGCACAGAAAGCUCUCAAUCGAGAUGAGAAUAUAAGAGAUUCCAGUAUACGUGAGUAUCAUUACCCGGGUGACUAUGCUUCUCUUGAUAGAAAAUUCAAUCCAGUAGCCGGACUUCAGUUUUACCUCCUCAAGCCAAGGUUUCGUUCUUCAAGCCUACAUUUUGGGAAAGGAAGUUUAUGACGGUAGGGAGUGACGUGAUGACUAUUGAAGGCGUGUAACUAAUUAAUGCAGUAGGACUUCUUGUGAAACCCCUUUCUGGUGGUAGUCCAGCUGAUGCAGUUACGCUAUCUGGUGGUAGUAGCAUCUGAUGUAGUUCCGGUUGAAGCUAAAGAAUAAAACACCUCUGACGUAAACCCAAGGAGGUUGGUCGGGAAUGGCAGACUUCAAUGUUUAUCGACUUAAGUCGAAAACUAGCCUGGCAUCACUUCUUGGUCUAUUGCAAGGAGUGUCUACAUACUAGAAAUCGCGUGCACCAGAUAGAGCAAAUCUGUGCUUACUAUUACACUUAUUACAUCUCAUACACUUUUCUAACAACCUUUGGUCCAACCAACAAAGGAUUGUGAGCCUUCCCCCAAUCACGAAAUGACUGAGAAGAGCGCCCCUAUA